Dendrobium catenatum is the source of this 1050-nucleotide messenger RNA. RefSeq lists its product as uncharacterized. The transcript has 2 exons. The record is from RefSeq and is a predicted model, not a curated record. Bases 159 to 845 code for a protein of 228 amino acids. Lineage: Eukaryota; Viridiplantae; Streptophyta; Magnoliopsida; Asparagales; Orchidaceae.
UUCCCAAACAAACUUCCAGCCCACAAUUUGUUCCCGCUCCAGAAACCCACAACCACCAUUCUACCUUUCUCUUAACAAAAAUGCCCUCUUAGUGCCACCUGUAAUAGCGUUAGGAAAAAAAGCUCACCGCCGGCGACGACACGGCGCCGUCGGUCGCCAUGGAUUCCGCCGAACGCGGUGGCCCUCUCCCUCCAACCAAGCGUCGGGUCAUGGUCAUCGCCGACGCCAGCCGCGAAUCUUUCGUCGCCCUUCAAUGGGCCCUUUCCCACGCCAUUCUCGAACAAGAUGACCUCAUUCUCCUCCACGUCGAGACGUCAAACCCUAGUCGACGCGGCGGUGGCGGCUUAUCGGCUUUCCUCCGCCGGCCGACGUCGUCAGGAAGUGCUGGAAACCAGCAGCACCAUCAGCAGUUGGCUCUAACGUCGACGUCAUCUUCGUCUUCGUCGUCUUCGUCGUCGUCGUCUGGAUCGGUAGUGUCAGCUGGGUCGGGGGAUGGGGGGGAGUACGAGUUCUUGGAGGCGAUGAGAGCGGCGUGCGAAGCGGCGCAGCCGAAGGUUAAGGUUCAGGUAGAGAAGGUGGAGAUGGAGGGAAGGGAAAAGGCGGCGGUGAUUCUGUCGCAGACGAAGGUACUUGGAGUCGAUUUGCUUGUUAUUGGUCAGCGCCGUUCGGGUUCUUCAUUUCUCGGAUGCAAGCUCAGUGGAAGCAUGAGUGGGAGAGGAUUGGACACUGCAGAGUUCUUGAUAGAGCACUGCAAGUGCCUCUGCGUUGGAGUCCAGAAGAAAGGUCAGAAUGCAGGUUAUCUUCUCAACACAAAGACACACAAGAACUUCUGGCUCCUGGCUUAGACUUGCUGUAGCUCCUCCUUUCACUUAUAGCCUUCUUCAUAUACUUCUCUUCCCCUCUCUAUUCAUAUUCAUGAAUCUGUUUAUUUAUUUUGGUUUAAUUUGUAUAUAUAUUUAUAUAUUUUUAAGGUAAAUCUUGCAAGCCUGGAAGGUGUAAUUAUAAGAACAGCAUAGGAAGAUUGUUAAGUUCAUAGAUUUUCUGAAAAUU